AUGCAACCAUACGGAGCCCCUUAAUAACCAUAAUAUGGAGCUUAUCCACCUGCUCCUACUGGCUAUCCUCCAGCUGGUGGUUAUCCUCCUUAAGGAUAUCCCCCUUAAUAAGGUUAUCCUCCUUAAGGAUAUCCUGUUAUGCAGCCAGUGUACGGAGCACCUCCACCUGCUCAAGAUAUGCCAUAACCUGUGUACAUUCAAUAAUAACCUCCUGUAAUGGUGGUUGAAUAAGAGCUAAUUAUGGUUCCUAAUUAAAACUAAUCUGGAUACCCCGUCAGUGCUAAUGGAGUCCCUCAUCCAGCUCAAAUUUACUGCUCAAUUUGUUAAAGAAACGUUACAACUGUUGUUGAAGAUAAGGCAGGUACAGGCACAUGGACAUGGUGUUUCAUUUUGGCUUUGUUUACACCUGGAUGCUGCUGUUUCCCAUUCUGUAUUUCAAGUUGUCAAGAUAAAUUGCAUACUUGCCCUGGUUGCUAAAACCAAGUAGGUUACUAUGAAUACAAAGUCUGUUGA
Molecule: messenger RNA, 513 nt
Organism: Tetrahymena thermophila SB210
Lineage: Eukaryota; Ciliophora; Oligohymenophorea; Hymenostomatida; Tetrahymenidae
Product: LITAF-like zinc ribbon domain protein
Exons: 1
Molecular function (GO): zinc ion binding
Source: RefSeq, a predicted model, not a curated record